AUGACGGACAAGAAGAUUGAAGACCCCGAGGCUCGAUUGCCCCAGUCAGGCUUCCGGAAUGGUUUCGUUGAUGAGAAAGAAGGUUUCCUCUCGACCCGGCACAGUCGGCAGCCGCCCAGCCUCGCCAUGUCCAAGAUCAGCAAUAGCCCUGGCCUUUCAAUCUUGGCGUACUGUCUGUCGUCUAUCAGUAUGACCGUUGUCAACAAAUACGUCGUGUCUGGCGAUGCAUGGAAUUUGAAUCUCUUCUAUCUGGCUAUACAGGCUAUCGUCUGCACAGGGACAAUCACGGUCUGCAAAAAUGUCGGUCUCAUUAGGGACUUGGCCCCUUUCGAUAAGGAUAAAGCGAGGAAAUGGUUUCCUAUUUCCGUCCUGCUCGUCGGAAUGAUCUACACGGGCACCAAGGCGCUGCAAUAUCUCUCGGUCCCCGUCUACACCAUUUUUAAGAACCUCACCAUCAUCGUCAUCGCCUACGGAGAAGUGCUGUGGUUCGGAGGCAGUGUCAGCCCCCUCGCCCUGCUUUCGUUCGGCCUUAUGGUCCUUAGCUCGGUCGUCGCGGCGUGGGCAGAUAUCCAGAGCGCGCUCAGCGGCAACCCGCUGACAGGGGACGCCGUCAGCGCGAUGUCAACCUUGAAUGCCGGCUACGCUUGGAUGGGUCUCAACGUGUUCUGCUCCGCCUCGUAUGUACUGGCGAUGAAGAAGGUUAUCAAGAAGAUGAACUUUAAAGACUGGGACACCAUGUACUACAACAACCUACUCACCAUUCCUGUCCUGAUCGUCUUAUCUCUGAUCGCCGAAGACUGGUCCCGACCCAAUCUGGCGCGCAAUUUCCCCGUGGAGACUAGGAACAGUCUUUUCAUCGGCAUGGUCUACUCCGGGUUUGCAGCAAUCUUCAUCUCUUACUGCUCUGCCUGGUGCAUCCGAGUUACCUCAUCGACGACCUAUUCAAUGGUGGGAGCUCUUAACAAGCUUCCAAUUGCGAUUAGCGGGCUCAUUUUCUUCUCCGCUCCUAUCACUGUUGGUAGUGUCUCGGCCAUCUUCCUCGGCUUCGUCAGCGGAAUCGUAUACUCGUGGGCGAGGAUUCGGCAGUCCGAGAUGGCGAAGAUGUCUCUACCAACGAAGCAGCCUGCUAUGAGUGCAAGCUCCCUGAGUAAUCGGGACGCUGCUAACUCCGACCAAGAAUGGGGUCCCUUGACCACGGUUUUUGAGCGCCUAGCCCCAACUGUGGGUGCUUCGCCGGACGAGCUAAAGCUUGUCGCCUCCUUCCUCCUAUCUUACCCUCUGGCGGCGGUCUUGAAGAGAAUUCCAGAGAGCAAGCCCGGGCUGAAGAAUCUUUUUAUCGUUGCGACCUCAAUAUUCUACCUUAUUGGCCUGUUUGAUUUCUGGGAUGGCCUACGAACCUUCGGAAUCAGUGCGGGUGGUACUUACCUUUUGGCAAGUGGUUUCCGCACUAGCCCUUGGAUGCCAUGGGCAGGGUUCAUUUUCGUUAUGGGCCAUAUGGCCAGCAACCACCUCGCUCAUCAGUUUGUGACCAAGCCGUCGGCAAUUGAUAUAACCGGCGCCCAAAUGGUCUUAGUGAUGAAGUUGAGUGCUUUCUGCUGGAAUGUGGCUGAUGGUCAGCUUCCGCCCGAGCAAUUGUCAGCGUUCCAAAGGGACAGGAUGCUACCAGAGCUCCCCGGCCUUCUAGACUUUGCCGGGUAUGUGUUAUUCUUUCCUUCGCUCUUCGCGGGGCCUUCAUUUGACUACGCAGAGUACCGCCGGUGGAUCGAUACGACCAUGUUCCAGGUCCCAACUCAGGUGGAGCCUUCAAAACGUCCGCCGGUUAGGAAAAAGCGGAAGAUCCCUCGCAGUGGCGCCCCGGCUGCGGGGAAAGCUGCUACAGGCCUGCUCUGGAUAGGGUCGUUCAUCUAUCUUUCCAAGUGGUAUCAGCCAGGCGUCCUCCUUACGCCCGCCUUCAUGACUCAUAGCUUCAUUGGCCGAGUCGUGUUUCUCUACAUGGUCGGACUUACAGCCCGACUCAAAUACUACGGCGUCUGGACCUUGACUGAGGGUGCAUGUAUCCUAACGGGGCUUGGCUAUAACGGCGUGGACCCGUCCACGGGGAGGGUGUCGUGGGAUCGCCUCAAGAAUAUAGAUCCUUGGGGCGUGGAAACGGCACAGAAUGCCAGAGGUUACCUUGCGUGUUGGAAUAUCAACACAAGCAAUUGGCUACGGAACUAUGUUUACCUGCGUGUCACCCCCCGCGGAAAGAAGCCUGGUUUCCGGGCGAGCCUCAUUACAUUCGGCACUAGCGCUCUUUGGCAUGGUUUCCACCCAGGUUACUACCUAACAUUCGUAUUUGCCAGUUUCGUGCAAACCGUCUCGAAGAACUACCGCCGUUACGUGCGACCGUUCUUCUUGGACCCGGUGACGGGAUUGCCGCUGCCUAGGAAGAGGUACUACGACAUUUUGUCACUUGUUGUCACUCAACUUACAUUCUCAUUCGCCACGGCACCAUUCCUGGUCCUAUCAUUCUCCGGCUCGCUCCAGGUGUGGUCUCGCAUGUACUUCUACCCCGUACUGGGCAUCGCUCUCUCCAUGGCUUUCUUUGCCUCCCCUGCGAAGCAGAUCCUGAAACAGAAACUGGAUCAGAGACAAGCGGUGGCAGGAGUGAAGAUGGUCCGUUCCGCUAGCCAAGAGAGCCUGGCCUCAAGAGAGCCAGUCCUGGGGCUUUCAUCGGAUCCGCAACGCGAUCUCUCCGAGAUUGUGGAAGAGAUCAAGGCGGAUAUUCAGAAGAGAUCCUGA
Messenger RNA from Scedosporium apiospermum, 2781 nucleotides. Its product is annotated as 1-acylglycerol-3-phosphate O-acyltransferase. The transcript is spliced from 9 exons. NCBI's taxonomy places the organism in Eukaryota, Fungi, Ascomycota, Sordariomycetes, Microascales, Microascaceae. Gene Ontology annotation, biological process: glycerophospholipid biosynthetic process; lipid modification; transmembrane transport. Bases 1 to 2781 code for a protein of 926 amino acids. Gene Ontology annotation, molecular function: 1-acylglycerol-3-phosphate O-acyltransferase activity; 1-acylglycerophosphocholine O-acyltransferase activity. Gene Ontology annotation, cellular component: endoplasmic reticulum; membrane. The record is from RefSeq and is a predicted model, not a curated record.